CAGUUUCUUUCUCUUUUCACAGCUUUCAUUCAUCAUCGCAGACGGAGUACCAAUCCGCUUUCCCGUAGGCCCCACCUUCUCCGGAGAAGAAGAGUCAAGCUCUUGCCAUGGCGGAUCAUUGAAAUUCAUUGGCGGAGGAGAUAAAAGAAUAAACAGGUUCAAGAAACCGAGAAACCUAAUUACUCUGUUCUACCAAGGAAGGAGCUUCAAUGGCUGACAACGGCGAUGAGAAGCUCGUAGCGGUUGCCCGCCAAAUCGCUAAGUCUCUUGGUAACAACGGUGACACAAUGACCGAUGAUAUACUCCAGAUUUUCUCCAAGUUUGAUGAUCGUCUACGCGAGAAGCUUGUGGAAAACUUGAACGACGACCGGAACAACCCGAGGACGUGGGAACACACUCUCAAGUCAUUAGAACGUCAGAUCUCUCGAUAUGUCUCCGCUGACCAUCCAAUCUGGUCUGAUUCAGCCGACGCUGCUUCAUUCCUUGACUACGUUGACGAACUUCUAGCCGUGGUCCGCGACUUGAAUCCUAUGGCCGGCGACAAGUCCGUUUCCUCCUAUCUUCAUCGCGCGGAAGACUUGUUGCACCAAUCCAUGUUUCGUCUAGAAGAUGAAUUCAGAUCUCUAAUGGAUCGAGGUUCCGAUUCCUUCGAUUUGCUUCAUCGAAACGGCGAAUCCAACUAUUCUUCAGACGACGAAGUUGAUGAUGGACAAGAUUAUCAGAUCCCGGUAGCCCGUCCUUUAGUUGACUAUGAUAUCUUCAUUGACGCGCUUCCGACGGCGAUAAUAAACGACCUUCACGAGAUCGCGGCGCGGAUGGUCACCGCCGGCUACAGGAAGGAGUGCUCACACGCUUACAGUACUUGUCGAAGAGAAUUCCUCGAAGAGAGUUUCUCGAGGCUAGGGUUUCAAAGGCUGAGCGUUGAGGAGGUGCAGAAGAUGCCUUGGUCUGAAUUAGAGGACGAGAUUGAGCGUUGGAUCAAGGCUUCCAACGUAGCUCUUCGCAUCCUUUAUCCAAGCGAACGCCGCCUCUGCGACCGCGUCUUCUUCGGCUUCUCAUCCGCCUCUGAUCUAGCCUUCAUGGAAGUCUGUCGAGGAUCAGCUACUCAGCUCCUCAACUUCGCCGAGGCUAUUGCUGGCAGCAGAUCGCCGGAGCGCCUGUUCAAAGUCCUCGAUGUUUACGAAACAAUCCGUGAUCUAUUGCCGGAAUUUGAGGUAAUUUUCUCUGAUCAAUACUGUCUCUUCUUACGUAACGAAGCCAUCUCGAUCUGGAAACGAUUGGGAGAAUCAAUUAGGGGCAUUUUCAUGGAGCUUGAGAAUCUAGUACGUUGUGAUCCCCCCAAGGCUCCUAUUAGUGGAGGCGGAUUCCAUCCCAUCACGAGAUACGUGAUGAACUAUCUGCGAGCGGCUUGUCGUUCUAGGGAAACCCUAGAACAGGUUUUUGAGGAGAUCAUGUUAUCCUCAACCGAACAAUCCUUAUUGCAUCCUUCUUAUAUGUUAUCAGACCAAAUGACAUGUAUAAUGGAGUUGCUGGAGAGUAAUUUAGAGGCCAAGUCGAAGAUUUACGGAGAUCCAGCCUUAUGUUCAAUUUUCAUGGUGAACAACGGAAACUACAUAGUUCAGAAGGCAAGAGACAGCGAAUUAGGUGCUCUGCUCGGCAAUGAUUGGAUCAGAAAGCAGCAGGCGAAGAUCCGGCAGUACCUGGGAAACUACCAAAGAAGCUCGUGGAGUAAGAUAAUCGGGUUGCUGAAGUCGGGCGGGUCUCCAUCUAGGACAAUGAGAGAAAAACUAAAGUCUUUCAAUAAUUAUUUUGAGGAGAUAUGCCGAUCUCAGUCAGGAUGGGUCAUGUACGAUGAGCAGCUGAGGAGGGAUCUGAUAAGUUCAAUCGCGAGCCAUUUGUCGUCUGCUUAUAGGAGCUUCUUGGGGAGGCUGCAAGGCAUUCCAGAGAUGGGGAAGCAUAUAAAGUAUGGGGUGGAGGAUGUUGAAGCUCAAAUUGAGAAGCUUUUCCAAGGAGGUAGUUCAUCUGGAUCAUCAGGAAAGAAAAGGGAAACCAAGUAGUAUAUAGUAUGUAAAUGCUGAAGAUUUUGGUGCACUCCUACAGGUUCAUUUGUGAUGUGUAUUUAUGAUUUAGUAAAAUUGCAUUUGUUAAAUGUUGCCCCCGAAUGUAACAUGAGUAGUAGUGGUAGUAUGUAGUUCUGAACUAACUUCUUAAAGGUUCAAUUUUUUU
Impatiens glandulifera is the source of this 2226-nucleotide messenger RNA. RefSeq names its product exocyst complex component EXO70B1-like. The transcript has 2 exons. The coding region runs from base 210 to 2057 and encodes 615 amino acids. Gene Ontology annotation, cellular component: exocyst. The record is from RefSeq and is a predicted model, not a curated record. Lineage: Eukaryota; Viridiplantae; Streptophyta; Magnoliopsida; Ericales; Balsaminaceae. Gene Ontology annotation, biological process: exocytosis. Gene Ontology annotation, molecular function: phosphatidylinositol-4,5-bisphosphate binding.